UCCCAGUCGACCACCAACUGCUUUUCAUUCUUUGUCCCCCUUUCGUACUGGUUUAGUCUAUCCUUGAAAUCCAGACCAGUUUUUGUCUUGAGCCAUCAUGAAGGCUCAAACAGCCACGCUCAUUUUAUCUUUCUGCAGCUCUAUUCUCGCGGUUCCUAUCCACAACCCAAAUGCCAAACGUGAUCCUUCUCCGAGUAGCCAGCCCCAAUGGCCUUCCGAUCCUUUUGCAAGCGGAUUCCCCUUUACGCCCGACUGGCCCUUUCGCGGGCCCAUGGAGGGGCAAAGCCAGGCUAGUGGCGGCAUAGCUACGCCUUCUAGCACGCCCUCUAGCCUUCCUUCUGGGGCUCUCCAUGGAAUCAACCGACCCACGGGCACUGCCGUUCCGAACUUCUCUUCCGACUAUCAGCAGUCGCCCGCACCUCCUCACAACACGGCUCCUUCCAGCCCUACUGGGACCUCGGUGGGUACCCCGGGCGGCUAUACUGGUGCUGGACAACCUCAGGGACAAUCCCAAAGCCAGUACUCCCAAGGCUAUCCCACGAAUGGUCAGUAUCCGGGGGGUUCAUCCAGUGGUGCUCCUAGCGGUCAAUCCUCCCAGGGCUACCCGUCAAAUGGCCAAUACUCUGGUGGUUCGUCCAUUGGUGCUCCUAGCGGUCAAUCCUCCCAGGGCUAUCCGUCAAACGGUCAGUAUCCCGGGGGUUCAUCCAGUGGCGCUCCUAGCAGCCAGUCCUCCCAGGGCUACCCGUCAAAUGGUCAGUAUCCCGGGGGUUCAUCUAGUGGCGCUCCUUCUAGCGGCCAGUCUUCUCAGGGCUAUCCAAAUGGCCAAUACUCUGGUGGUUCGUCCACUGGUGCUCCUAGCGGCCAGUCCUCCCAGGGCUACCCUUCCCAUGGCCAGCGCCCAAGUAGUUCGUCUACUAGUGGUGCUUCUAGUGGUAGCCAACACUCCGCAGCCUCAUCGCCAAGCAACCAAGCCCCGACAAGCGUCGACUCUGCAGGCGCUUACGAAGACGGAUAUUAUAUUGGAUACACGACUACGAGCCACGCAUCUGGUUAUCGGCCGACUAGCACCGCUGCGAGCCAGUACUCAAGUAGCCAGUCUACUGCGGCCCCCACUAGCCAGCACACUGGGUCACCUUCUGGGGGAUACUCUUCAACCGGUCAGUCAACUGGGGCUCCCACCAGCCAGCACACUGGAUCUCCUUCCGAGGGCUACUCUCCAAGCGGUCAGUCAACUGGGGCUCCCACCGGCCAGCACACUGGGUCAUCUUCUGGAGGACACUCUUCAAGCGGUCAGUCAACUGGGGCUCCUACCAGCCAGCACACUGGAUCUCCUUCGGGAGGUCAACAAUCUGAGGGCUACCCCCCAAGCGGCCAGUACUCAGGAGGUCAGACUACUGGGGCUUCUACCGGCCAGUACCCAAGCAGCCAACACACCGGAGCCCCUUCGGGAGGUCAACAAUCCGAGGGUCACCCCUCAAGUGGUCAGUAUUCAGGUGGUCAAUCUACUGGAUCUUCUUCUGGGGGCCAGCAUCCUCAAGGCUCCACUUCAGGCGCUCAGUAUCCGGGUGGUCAGUCUACCGGAACUUCUUCUGAAACCGGACAUAGCACUGGUGAUCAGUAUACUGAACCUGGAUCAAACACCGGAUACCCUGGUGGACAGGGAGCUGGAACCUCAAGUAACGGAUACCCGAGCACUGGGCACUCUUCGGGCACCUACCCUAAUACUGGAUAUCCCGAGAGUUCUUCUGGCGGGACCAGUUAUCCUUCCUCUGGACACACUACGGGAAGCUAUCCUGGUACUGGGUCUGCUCAGGGUGCCUCCACUGGGUCGAACUACCCCUCCGGUCAGUCCCAUGGCGAAUACCCUACUUCUGGACAAUCAUCUGGACUUUCGAGCAAUGGAUACCCCGUCGGACAGUCGACUGGUUUGUCAAGCAACGGAUACCCCAUUGCUGGGCACUCCUCGGGUACUUAUCCUAGCACUGGAUACUCCAAGGGAUCUUCCAGCGGAUCCAGCUAUCCUUCCUCCGGACACACCACGGGCAACUAUCCUUCUUCUGGGUAUUCAACGGGUACUUAUCCUAGUUCUGGGUCUUCUCAGAACCCUUCGAGCGGAUCUAAUUACCCUGUUUCUGAGCACUCUACGGGUUCCUACCCUGAGUCGGGAUUCUCAGGACAUUCAAGUGGAUCCAGCUUUCCUUCAUCGGGGCACUCCUCAGGCAGCUACCCUGGUUCUGGACAAUCCACUGGACCGUGGGGCAACGGAUACUCCAACUCGCAAUCUCAGGGAGGAUCCCAUGAAUCUUCGCAGGGUCAACAUGGCUUUUAAGGUUUUGUGAAGGAAUAUAUGAGAAAAUAUCUACAGGACACCAGCAAGUUGGCUUAAAUGUUAGCAGCGUAUUUGAUAUAUCUAAUGAUAAUAUGUUACGUUCUUUGUUGUUAUUUACGGAGUAUCUAACGGUGUUAUAAUACUCUAUCAUGCAUUCAUAGGACAGACGUCUCCCAAUGAUGAGUAAAUACCUAUUGAUCUACGACAACAGAACGCCAGGCAUCCUACGGAGAAUGUGAGAGAUUAUAUCAUCUCAUAGUCCAGAACCAAGUGCAUGAAUUGCAAUGAUCGUUCUUAUUAAGGGGUGAAACGUAGACUUGACCUAUCCAAGAAUACAACACAACAUCGUUGGCUUCAGAGCGCUAG
Molecule: messenger RNA, 2695 nt
Organism: Aspergillus ibericus CBS 121593
Lineage: Eukaryota; Fungi; Ascomycota; Eurotiomycetes; Eurotiales; Aspergillaceae
Exons: 1
Coding region: 98-2329 (743 amino acids)
Source: RefSeq, a predicted model, not a curated record